This is a messenger RNA of Silurus meridionalis, 2165 nucleotides long. RefSeq names its product epoxide hydrolase 4 (gene ephx4). Gene Ontology annotation, molecular function: hydrolase activity. Bases 398 to 1498 code for a protein of 366 amino acids. NCBI's taxonomy places the organism in Eukaryota, Metazoa, Chordata, Actinopteri, Siluriformes, Siluridae. The record is from RefSeq and is a predicted model, not a curated record. The transcript is spliced from 7 exons.
CAGCCCUGGUGGAUCUCAGACCCCACUUUCAACCUUAAUAAUCCAUCGUGCUGGUGAAAGCAGGACAAGGCAGAUGUUAAUCAUCCAUAUAAUUGCAGCCAGUGGAGAUGAGCUGAUUGGGGGACAGCAGACGCCGAGUGCGCGCAGGGAGCUCGGGUUUACCGACUGCUUAGUGCGUAGACAAAUAUUCCGCCUCGUUCAUGCAGAAGAACCGAUUCACUCGAUUCACCUCAUAAGAUCCGGUUGUGUUUAAAAGGCUGAGGUGGCGGCUCGCUCCUCAUCACGCCUUGGUCCCGGGGCCGCGGUGUGUGUGUGCGCGCGUGUGUAUGUGGAGGUGUGAUCGUCAUGUAGGCUUGUUGUUAGAGAGACACCAGUGUCGUGGAAGCGGGAUGCGAAAAUGGCGCGGCGGCUGCUCGGGCGCGUGCUGCGGCUCGCGGUAAAACUCCGCGCCGCGGGCUACUGGACGCUGGUGUACGGCUGCUGCGGCCUGUGUGCGCUCGCGGCGCUGCUCCGCCUCUGCUGGAACGUGCUGAUGAGGCCGAGCGCGACCUUCCGGUGGACCGCUCGCGAGAGCCCGCCGCCCUGCCUCAACGACACGUCCUUGGGAACGCACUGCUACGUCAGGAUCAAGGAGUCCGGCCUCAGAUUUCACUACGUCGCUGCGGGCGAGCGGGGCAAACCUCUCAUGCUGUUUCUGCACGGAUUCCCUGAGUUCUGGUUCUCGUGGAGGCACCAGUUAAGGGAGUUUAAGAGCGAGUUCCGUGUGGUGGCUGUGGACAUGAGAGGCUACGGUGAAUCUGACCUGCCUUCCUCCACUGAGUGCUACCGGCUUGACUACCUUGUCACUGAUGUCAAGGACAUUGUGGAGUAUCUGGGAUACAACAGAUGUUUCCUGGUUGGCCACGACUGGGGCGGCAUCAUUGCAUGGCUCUUCGCUAUUCAUUAUCCUGAGAUGGUGGUGAAGCUGGUUGUACUGAACAGCCCUCAUCCGUGUGUGUUCGCUGAUUAUGCACUUCGUCACCCCAGUCAGAUGCUUAAGUCCAGCUACUUCUUUUUCUUCCAGCUCCCACACUUCCCAGAGUUUAUGCUUUCUAUCAACGACUUUAAGGCGGUGAAGAGUUUGUUUACGAGCCGGAGCACUGGGAUCGGGCUUAAGGGCCGAUGGCUGACUGCAGAAGAACUUGAGGCAUACCUCUAUGCCCUGUCGCAGCCCGGAGCCCUCAGAGCUGCUCUCAACUACUACAGAAAUGUUUUCAGUUUCCUCCCUCUCAGUCAGACCGAGGUGCGCUCGCCAGUGCUGCUUCUGUGGGGUGAGAGGGACGCCUUCCUCGAGCAGGACAUGGCUGAGGCAUGUCGCCUCUACAUCCGCAACCACUUUCGCCUAAACAUCAUCUCCGGCGCAAGUCACUGGCUCCAGCAGGACCAGCCCGACAUCGUCAACACACUAAUAUGGACGUUCCUGAAAGAGGGAGAAGGACGGAAAAACUACAGGAACUGAGGCUGUGAAGAAAGGGGCCUUGUUUCACCCGAUGCCUCGGGCCCUCACACGUUCUGAUUAAUGCAAGCAUCCUGUUUAAUAUUCAGCACAUCAUCGAUGUUAAUAAAACACAAAUUUGCAGUGUAGAGGUGAAUAAAAAGAAAAGCACAUUUUAAUAGGAGAGGGUAAAUAGAGAGUAGAGUGUCUGGUUGAUGUUUUUUCAAGUUUUUUGCACAUGACAUUCGCCUUAAACUUCGUCGGUGACAACAUUUGUGUGUGUGGCAAAAGUCUCUACUAGUGAGUGAGUUGUGUUGUGUGGUGCCUUUUUUUGACUUGAACUUGUUCCAUGUUGAGACAAUAAAAAUGUGCCGUGCGUGUGUGUUGAGUUUGAGCUGUGGAAUCGCUAAGCUGUAAUCCAGGCAAAUCUUUUGACACCCCUAGAAUCACUCAAGCUCUUUCAGGUAGUUGUCUAAAUGAAUAAAUAUUGUUCUUCUCCUAUUUUGUAAUUUUUAAUGGCACUUGGCUCAGAUAUUUGAGAAUGUGAUUCUUCUGUAUGAUAAAAUGAAAGUGAUGUUUAAAUAUUGUAAAUUUUGUAUCUCUCCUACACGCUGCAUAUAAGAACUUCACUAAACCAGCUCUGCACCAUUUUGGUUUUAUACGCGAAAUAAAUGAUAGUUAAAACACUGUG